Molecule: messenger RNA, 3708 nt
Organism: Triticum turgidum subsp. durum (durum wheat)
Lineage: Eukaryota; Viridiplantae; Streptophyta; Magnoliopsida; Poales; Poaceae
Source: the annotation of a GenBank genome assembly
AUGGCGGAGCUUGUGGCCACCAUGGUGGUCGGACCACUGCUCUCCAUGGUGAAGGAGAAGGCGUCCAGCUACCUCCUCGACCAGUACAAGGUGAUGAAGGGCAUGGAGGAGCAACAUGAUAUCUUGAAGCGCAAACUGCUGCUCAUCUUGGAUAUCAUCACCGACGCCGAGCAAGUGGCAGCCGAAUCUGCGCAGGCAGCAGCCCGCAAAGCAGGAGUUACGGCCUGGCUCGAGGCCACAAAGAAGGUGGCUUAUGAGGCGAAUGAAGUCUUUGAUGAGUUCAAGUAUGAGGCACUUCGUCGCCAAGCAAAAAGGAACGGGCACUACAGGGAGCUUGGCUUCCAUGUGGUAAAACUCUUUCCCACUCACAACCGUUUUGUAUUCCGUAACAGGAUGGGAAGAAAGCUCUGCAAGGUUGUUCGGGACAUUGAUGUCCUUGUGAAUGAAAUGAAUGCCUUUGGCUUUCAAAAUCAGCAACGACAGCCAGUAACCAACCAGUGGCGGGAGAUGGAUAACGAUAUCUUCGAUGUGAAGAACAUCACAAGCAGAUCGAGGGAGAAUGAUAACAAGAAUGUUGUUGAUAUUAUAGUUGGUCAGGCCAACAAUGCAGAUCUCACGGUUGUUCCCAUCGUUGGAAUGGGGGAUCUGGGCAAGACCACGUUAGCACAACUUGUUUACAAUGACCCUGAAAUUCAGAAGCAUUUCAAUAUGCUGCUAUGGGUGUGUGUCUCUGACGUCUUUGAUGUGGAUUCUCUGGCAAAAAGUAUAGUUGAUGCAGCUCCUGGGAAGAAAGACGAUGGUACAGAAGCACUUGCUUCAAAGAAGAAGAAUGAUGGUACAGAAGCGGCAGCUUCCAAGAAGAAGACACCGCUGGAUAUCCUUCAAAAUGUUGUGAGUGGGCAUAGGUACCUCCUUGUAUUGGAUGAUGUCUGGACAAGAGAGGUUCAUAAAUGGGAAAAGCUCAAGGCACGCCUUGAACAUGGUGGCAUGGGUAGCGUGGUCUUGACAACUACUCGUGAUCAAGGAGUGGCUGAAAUAAUGGGCACUGUUGAACCUUAUAAUCUCAAAGCCUUGGAAGAAAAAUAUAUAAAGGAAAUAAUUGAGACAAGAGCAUUCAGUUGUUUUCAGAGGAAAGAGGACAGGCCGAUCACAUUGGUGAAUAUGGUUGGUGAGAUUGUGAAGAGAUGUGUUGGGUCUCCUUUAGCUGCAACAGCACUGGGCUCCGUACUGCGUACCAAGACUAGUGAGGAAGAAUGGAAGGCUAUAUCAAGAAGAAGUAGCAUUUGCACCGAGGAGAUUGGAAUCUUACCAAUACUCAAGCUUAGUUACAACGACUUGCCGUCACAUAUGAAGCAAUGCUUUGCUUAUUGUGCUAUAUUUCCCAAAGAUUACGAGAUUGAUGUGGACAAGCUGAUCCAACAAUGGAUUGCACAUGGCUUUAUUAUUGAAGAAAAGCAUGUUCGUCUUGAAACCAUCGGGAAACAUGUUUUCAAGGAGCUGACCUCAAGGUCAUUCUUUCAGGAUGUGAAACAAGCCCGAGCCACAGUUAAGGAGAUUGAAGAAACUGGCUUGUGUUAUUGCAGAACUACAUGUAAAAUCCAUGAUCUUAUGCAUGAUGUUGCACUGUCUGUAAUGCAAAAGGAGUGUGCCUUGGCAACUGAGGAACCAAGUCAGAGUGAGUGGCUUCCAAACACUGCUCAACAUUUAUUUUUGUCAUGCAAGAAACCAGGAAAACAAUUGAAUAUUUCUAUGCAGAAUAGCUCUCCAGCUAUCCAAACACUUAUGUGUGAUAGUUAUAUGGAAAAUUCGUUGCAGCAUCCGUUGAAAUACAAUGCUUUGCAAGUAUUACAGUUCCGUUCAUACAGAAGCUCAUUUCCACUAAAACCAGACCAUCUACAUCACCUGAGGUACCUAGAUCUCUCAGGAAGUUAUAUCAAAGCACUUCCUGACGAUUUCAGCAUUUUGUAUAACCUGCAAACGCUGAACCUCUCUUGCUGCGAAUAUCUUGCUCGACUUCCCAGACAACUGAAGUAUAUGACUGCCCUUCGUCACCUGUACACUCAUGGUUGCCCACAGCUGAAGAGCAUGCCUAGAGACCUCACUGAACUUACAUCCCUACAGACACUUACAUGUUUUGUAGCAGGUAGUGGCUCUAAAUGCAGUAAUGUUGGAGAGCUUGGGAAUUUAAACCUUGGUGGUCAACUAGAGCUACGUAAUCUAGAGAAUGCGACAGAAGAAGAUGCAACGGGGGCUAACCUUGUGAACAAGAAAGAACUAAGAGAACUGACAUUAAGAUGGUCUGCUGGAGGGAAUGAUGCAAGAGUACUGCUGGCGAAUCUCAAACCUCAUGAUGGGCUGCAUGCUAUAAGGAUACACUCCUAUGGAGCUACUACCUUUCCAACAUGGAUGGCUAUGUUGCAAAAUAUUGUUCAUAUGCAUCUCUUCCGUUGUGAAAAACUGCAGUGGUUGUUCAGCCAUGACAGUAACACAUCCUUCACAUUUCCAAAUUUGAAGGAGCUUACACUACAAGUUCUUGUCUCUUUAGAGAGAUGGUGGGAAACGGAUAAUGAUGGGAUGCAAGAAGAGAUAAUGUUUCCUCAGCUUGAGAAGUUGGUUAUUAGGCACUGUGGAAAGUUGACAGCAUUGCCAGGACAUCCGACCUUCCCUAACCUCCAGGACGUUCGCAUUAAGGGAUGUCCAGAAUUGAGAACUGAAGCUAAAUCACCAAAGCUCAGUGUAUUGAAGAUGGCAGGACGCGAGGUAGAGUUGUUCUUGUGGGUAGCGAGACAUAUGACUUCAUUGACCAAUCUGGAACUGACUAGCAUUGAACAUAGUACAGAUACAACCUCGAUGGGGGUUGAGAAUAGUUUGAGGGAAGUGGUGAACAUCAAGGAGAAUGGGAAUGCUCAAGACUUUCCUCUAGAAGUUUUGGUGUUAAUAGACUUUAAGUCAGGUGUAAGUGUAACGGAGCUGUGUGCAUGCUUUGUAUACCUUCAAGAUUUGUCAAUUGUGAGGUGCCAUACGCUCGUCCACUGGCCAGAAAAACUGUUUGACGGAUUGGUAUCCUUGAGGAAGCUUCUGAUUAGGCAAUGCAAUAAUUUGACUGGAUAUGCACAAGCUGCUGUUGAGCCAUCAACAUCAUCCGAAAUCAGUCAGCUCCUGCCACGUCUAGAGUAUCUGACGAUUAGUAAUUGUGAAAACUUGGUUGAGCUCUUCAACGUCCCUGCAUCUCUCAGGACAAUGUACAUUUCUAGUUGCAGAAAGCUUGAGUCUCCAUUCGGCAGGAAGCAGCAGCAGGGACAGUCAGUAUCAUCGAUUCAUCAAGGGUCAUCCAGUAUAGAAAAUUUAUCAUUAUACAGCUGUGACGGCUUAACAGGGGUCCUCUAUCUCCCCCGGUCCCUCAAGGGACUACACAUUGUUAACUGUGGUGGGUUGGCAUCUCUGGAAUCCUGCUCUACUGAGUUCCAAUCCUUGGAGUUCCUCGAGCUUUGGGAUUGCAAGACCCUGGAAUCCCUACCGGAUGUGGCGCAAGCAUACUCAUCUCUCCAAUAUCUUUGCAUUACAGUCUGCCCUGGUCUGAAGACGCUCCCUGCAAGCCUGCAGCAACGCCUUGGCAGCAUCCAGCAUGCAUACGUAGAUGCCCAUCUUUAUGGAAAUAAGCCUAUGCUGCUGAAGCCGAAGACAUGGAAGUAUGUCUGCAAAGGUUGA